AAACGAGGUACAUUAAACUCUUGUCGUGUUACUGUUCUUGACUUUGAAGUUCCAAAUUUUGGUCGAAGAAAAUAUAGCCAGCAUGUAUCGCCUCGAAUUUGCUUUAUUUACUAUUGUUAUAGCCGUAACGUUAGUUGCAUUUGUAGAAUGUGAACAAAAGAAAUUGCAGAUAGGAGUCAAGAAGAAGAUAGAAAAUUGUUCAAGACGCUCGAGGAAGGGGGACGUUCUACAUAUGCAUUACACGGGAAAAUUGGAAAGUGGUUCAGAAUUUGAUAGCAGUAUUCCAAGAGGAGAACCAUUUGUUUUCACUCUCGGGGCUGGACAAGUUAUUAAAGGAUGGGAUCAAGGCUUGCUCAAUAUGUGUGAAGGAGAAAAGAGAAAGUUGGUUAUACCCUCUGAAUUGGGAUAUGGCAGUCAUGGUGCCCCACCAAAGAUUCCAGGUGGUGCUACGCUGAUUUUUGAAGUGGAACUCAUAAAGAUUGAAAGGAAGGCAGAAUUAUAGUGAUCAACUCCAAAUAUCAUGUAUGUUGUUGUUAUUUUGAAAGAUAAAGAUUUAGUUUUUCAAUCGCCAUUUUGA
This is a messenger RNA of Rhopilema esculentum, 577 nucleotides long. RefSeq names its product peptidyl-prolyl cis-trans isomerase FKBP2. Gene Ontology annotation, molecular function: peptidyl-prolyl cis-trans isomerase activity. Lineage: Eukaryota; Metazoa; Cnidaria; Scyphozoa; Rhizostomeae; Rhizostomatidae. Gene Ontology annotation, cellular component: endoplasmic reticulum. Gene Ontology annotation, biological process: protein peptidyl-prolyl isomerization. The record is from RefSeq and is a predicted model, not a curated record.